Molecule: messenger RNA, 1685 nt
Organism: Alternaria rosae
Lineage: Eukaryota; Fungi; Ascomycota; Dothideomycetes; Pleosporales; Pleosporaceae
Exons: 3
Coding region: 377-1357 (326 amino acids)
Source: RefSeq, a predicted model, not a curated record
GAUCAGGAGUGCGUCGACAGCCGCGGCAAGGUCCGAUUCUUCCAAAGAAAAGGAAUGUGACACCCCACAGCAAGUGUUUCCAUACUAUGAAAGAACUCCUCUGGAGCUACCAGGCAAUUUCCCAGCUUCUGGUGUCGCUCCCCCCACUCUUCGAAACGGUGAUCAUUUGGAGAGGGCUCGAAACCAAAAUAUCAUACCGACUCAUGUAAAUCCAUUUGAAGUCGAGCUUAGCCCAAAUUCUGUGUAUUAUCCAACAUCUGCCACCCCGUCGAACAGGCUACACAGGACAUCACCUAGGGAGGCAUAUCUUCCGGGCACUGAGGUGCAGCAGGCCAACGACAGCACCUCGUUCGACUUCGGUUUUCCUAUACCAGAGAUGGAGAUGCAACCCACGGUUACGUUCCCCGAUGUUGUCGAGAUUUUCAUGCGCCAGCCAACACCACAGAGCGAUAGCAUGUUGAUCGAUACGGAACAAAGCAAUGCUGCAUCGCCAUUAAUCAAUGGUCACGAACUACAUGAUUCGGACGAGAAGAUGAACAUGCAGAUCGAUCAACCGGAGAGUUCUCAUCAUCAUGGUAGAGUUGCGACGCACGAGGUCUCAAGCGACUCCCGACAUCCACAAGCAGCAGGACCGGUUCAUACAUUCGAUCCCGCAUUUUCUCACAAAUCAGCCCCUCGUAGGAGAGCAGCAGGCCCCGCUCUACGCCCUUUAGAUACCGAGAACACAGACGCCGAGUCGGCCGGUAGCUACAACUGCAUGCCCAAGGAUCGCUCGAGACAAAGACGACGACCCAAUCCACGUACAUUGGCACCCAAAUCAUCACCUCUGGGGACUUCGAAGACCGCAUCCAGCCCGCAGUCGAGUAGAUCUACGCCCGACUCAGCAAGAACAGAACUGAGUUUCGCAUCUAAAGCUACUCAUAGCACUUCACCAAACUCAUCCAUAAUCACGACACAAUCCCUAGGCGCUGAGUCUCCAGCCACCCCUUUUACACCCUCAGAUAAUAAACUAACCUGCCGAGACUGUGGACAAGUAUUCAACACUCCAGGCCAGCAAAAAAAACACUACAAUCGCCAACACAAUCUCCGCUAUGUCUGCGACAUCCCCAGCUGCCUGCGCCCCUUCGGGGUAAGAGCUGAUCUCGAACGCCACGAACACACGGUACAUGCGGACUUAUUCCGCUCGAACAAGCGGUCCUGGUGUACUGUACCUGGUUGUCCGACGCCAAACAAGGAAUGGAAACGUAAGGACAACUUUGCGAGACAUGUAAGGAGCUGUGAGACGAGAGCGGCGGGUGUGGCGAGUGCUGAUAGGGGAAGUGCGAAAGGGAAAGAACGAGCUUUGGAUAUGGAAUGAAGUUCUUGCCUGCGCUAUCAGCAUGAUAGAUUAUAAAUAGCUUGAUGGUGAGGCUGAAAGCCACCUGCAGUCAUGAUUGGGCGGGUUCCCGUGCCAAGCGAUAUCAGUAUGCCUCGUGUAGUGCAGAGGAACCUUCAUAUAUCUGCAGUAAUACCACCGUCUCUCUUACUCUUCCCAUCUAUUUCUCUACAACGGGAAGAUCACACUCAGCAUCUCAUUGCCAUAUUUUGAAGCAGUCAUGCUCAAAGCCCAGAUCAUCGGUAUCGCUGUGGGCGUCACAGUACCUGUGGUCAUUGUGAUAUGUUAUGCAUUGUUAUUUUGGACAAAU